AUGGCUUCUAUACUCGGUCAAGCUUUCUCUUUCUUGUUCUUCGCUGUUGCUUUGUUUUCUCACCUGCAAUUCUGUUCUUGCUCUAACAGGCUCCUUAAUGCCACUUUAGCUAAUUCUGGUUGGUCGCCGGCUGUGGCAACAUGGUAUGGAAGCCCAACUGGCUUUGGGAGCGAUGGUGGAGCUUGUGGGUAUGGGAAUUCUGUAGGGCAGGCUCCUUUCUCCUCUAUGAUAUCAGCGGGAGGACCUUCUAUAUUUAAGAACGGCAAAGGCUGUGGGAUUUGUUAUCAGGUGAAGUGUACCAAUAAUGCAGCCUGUUCAGGGAAACCAGUGAAAGUAGUAAUCACCGAUGAGUGCAAGGGGGGCCCUUGUGACUCAGAUCCUGUUCAUUUUGAUUUGAGUGGGACAGCAUUUGGAGCCAUGGCAAUCUCCGGAAAAGGCGAUCAACUACGCAAUGCUGGGCGGUUGCAGGUACAAUAUCAAAGGGUGCAGUGCAACUAUCCAGGGGUAUCUGUCGCCUUCCAUGUUGACUCAGGUUCCAAUGGUUACUACUUUGCAACUGUAAUUGAAUUCGAAAAUGGAGAUGGUGAUCUUGCUGCUGUUGAUCUUCAAGAGUCAUCGCGCCCAGGUACGUGGCUUUCCAUGAAGCAGUCAUGGGGUGCAGUCUGGAGACUUGACGCUGGCUUUAAGUUGCAAGCUCCCUUCUCUCUCCGGCUUAAGACGAUUGAAUCCGGCAAGACUCUCGUAGCCACAAAUGUAAUUCCCAAAGAUUGGAAGCCCAAUGUGACCUACCGAUCUCAUGUUAAUUUCUGA
Molecule: messenger RNA, 810 nt
Organism: Nelumbo nucifera (sacred lotus)
Lineage: Eukaryota; Viridiplantae; Streptophyta; Magnoliopsida; Proteales; Nelumbonaceae
Product: expansin-B15-like
Biological process (GO): sexual reproduction
Cellular component (GO): extracellular region
Source: RefSeq, a predicted model, not a curated record